CCUCCCCCACCACAGGCCCCUCAGCAGGCGGGGCUGGAAGGCUGAAAAGGGAACCCGGCUGCAAGUGCGAGUCCCAUCACACUCUCCCAGGAAAGAGGAUUGCCUCUCUUCUCUUUCGCUUUGAUCGUGUUUUUGGCCCUUUUCCACGUGGUUGAGCCCUGGGGUCGGCAUGCUGCGUUGCCCGAAGCUUGUCUCCAAGAAAACAAACCAAAAUAUUUCCUAAGGAGGAAAAGCUUGUGGUACAUCUUGCACUCAAAUCAUGUCUGUUCGGGAGUCCUUUAAUCCAGAAAGUUAUGAACUUGACAAGAGUUUUCGGCUAACACGAUUUACGGAACUGAAAGGCACCGGUUGUAAAGUGCCUCAGGAUGUCUUACAGAAAUUGCUUGAAUCUCUACAAGAAAAUCACUUCCAAGAAGAUGAACAGUUUUUGGGAGCUGUUAUGCCAAGAUUAGGAAUUGGAAUGGACACUUGUGUUAUUCCCUUAAGGCAUGGAGGCCUAUCUCUGGUACAGACAACAGAUUACAUUUAUCCUAUUGUGGAUGAUCCUUAUAUGAUGGGACGCAUAGCCUGUGCCAAUGUUCUGAGUGAUCUUUAUGCUAUGGGAGUCACAGAGUGUGAUAACAUGUUGAUGCUUCUUGGGAUCAGCAAUAAAAUGACAGACAGGGAAAGGGACAAAGUGAUGCCUCUCGUUAUACAGGGUUUCAAAGACGCAGCAGAGGAGGCAGGAACAUCAGUGACUGGUGGUCAAACAGUGUUAAAUCCUUGGAUCGUUUUAGGAGGAGUAGCUACAACAGUCUGUCAGCCUAAUGAAUUUAUAAUGCCAGAUAAUGCUGUACCAGGAGAUGUGCUUGUGUUAACUAAACCUUUGGGAACACAAGUGGCUGUAGCUGUUCACCAGUGGCUAGAUAUACCAGAAAAAUGGAAUAAAAUCAAAUUGGUUGUCACACAAGAAGAUGUGGAGCUAGCAUAUCAAGAAGCAAUGAUGAAUAUGGCACGGCUCAAUAGAACAGCUGCAGGGCUCAUGCACACGUUCAAUGCACAUGCAGCCACAGACAUUACAGGUUUUGGAAUCCUGGGACAUGCGCAGAAUCUAGCAAAACAGCAGCGCAAUGAAGUGUCUUUUGUUAUACAUAACCUUCCUGUUCUUGCCAAAAUGGCUGCAGUUAGCAAAGCAUGUGGCAAUAUGUUUGGUCUCAUGCAUGGGACAUGUCCUGAGACUUCAGGGGGCCUUCUUAUCUGUUUACCUCGUGAACAAGCAGCACGCUUCUGUGCUGAAAUCAAGUCUCCAAAAUAUGGUGAAGGACACCAAGCGUGGAUCAUUGGGAUUGUAGAAAAGGGCAAUCGUACUGCCAGAAUUAUAGACAAACCACGAAUAAUUGAAGUUGCACCGCAAGUCGCCACUCAGAAUGUGAACCCAACGCCUGGCGCAACUUCUUAAUCUAGACAAAAUAGCUGUUUUUGUUUUUCUUUUUCAAUAGGUCUCCUUUAUCAUUUUAACAGCCUAAAAAUUGCAAAAAGAGAAGAAGGAACACAUUGUGUCUGCAAAUCUGGUGGCCUUAGGUCAGUUCGAGUGGAUGCAUUAAAUAAAAUAAAACCCAUUGCCUUUUUUUCCUGUUACAUUAACUGAAGAUGCAUCUAAUCUUGAGGCAGCUUCUGAGUUGAGAAUUAUAUUGUUAUCCAAUACUGUUGAUUCAUUUUGAAUCUUUAGACACUUAUCUCUUGCCGCAUAGGCUCUUUUUUAAGAGGUGCUUUCAUGUAGCACAGACAUUACCAGUAGUGGUAUCAAAUAGUUUGUGACCAUUUCCAUUAUAUGUAUAUUUAUCGUUAGGCCUAAUUUUGGAUGCCUUGAAUGAAAUUCCAGAAAGGCAAUAAAUCUGAUAAGUGCUGCAUAGUGGUUUUAUCCAGUAGCAAAGAGGGUUGCAUGAUUAACAUUCAAUCUUUGAUUUGUAAAAUUUAGUUUUAUGAGCAUCAACAACCCUGGACAUUGCUUGGUAGUACAUUCUGUUUGAAACAAGCAAGUACUGACUUUGCAUGGAAAGCACUUCCAAGCUGAAGGAAAAAUAAUUUUGUUCUUUGUAGAUCAAAUAUUUACUUGUAUUAUCAAUAAUUGUUUCUUUAUUGAUGGUAUAAAUAAUGAUGCUCAGUUUUGCAACGUGAUUUGGUGUGCUAUAGAGCAACACAAUAUUGCCAACCGAAAGGAGGUUCUCGUAUAAUCAUUUGCAAUUCACUAUAUAAUUAACUACACAAGUAAUUUUUAAAUAUAACCAAUUAAAAAACCUGUUCUGUGGAUGGUAGUGUUUGAUACAUUUUAUAUUUUGUAUAGUUAUUAUAAAUCUUUUUGUUUUCUUAAAAUCAGCAGCUGUCUAGUAUAAGGCUUACUAUUUUUGU
Gekko japonicus is the source of this 2388-nucleotide messenger RNA. It is a transcript of the gene SEPHS1, whose product is annotated as selenophosphate synthetase 1. Gene Ontology annotation, cellular component: cytoplasm. Bases 260 to 1438 code for a protein of 392 amino acids. Lineage: Eukaryota; Metazoa; Chordata; Lepidosauria; Squamata; Gekkonidae. Gene Ontology annotation, biological process: L-selenocysteine biosynthetic process. The record is from RefSeq and is a predicted model, not a curated record. Gene Ontology annotation, molecular function: selenide, water dikinase activity; ATP binding. The transcript is spliced from 10 exons.